Gaeumannomyces tritici R3-111a-1 is the source of this 606-nucleotide messenger RNA. RefSeq lists its product as hypothetical. Gene Ontology annotation, molecular function: cycloeucalenol cycloisomerase activity. The record is from RefSeq and is a predicted model, not a curated record. NCBI's taxonomy places the organism in Eukaryota, Fungi, Ascomycota, Sordariomycetes, Magnaporthales, Magnaporthaceae. The transcript has a single exon. The coding region runs from base 35 to 430 and encodes 131 amino acids.
CCACGGCCACGGCCGGCAGCGCGUGCCGCUGUUCAUGUACCCGCUGACGCACGCCUACUUCAUGACCUACUUUGCGGUCCUGCAGCGCGCAGAGCGCGCCGUCCGCGCCCUGCUGCCACGGCGGGACUCGGCCGCCAGCCGCGCGCUCGCCAUCUUGGCCGCGUCGUACGCCGUCGCCUACGCCGAGACCUUCUUCAUGGCCACCGACGGCCUGGCCCGGUACUUUUGGUACCGCGACCGCGCGCGCAUGCUGGGCUGGGGCUCGCUGGGCUACGCGGCCUACUUUGUCGCGGGAUUGCCCAUGGUGCGGCGCGUCGACGGCGGCGGUCGGCGGUGGACCCUCGGCAGAACGGUGCGCGAGGCGGCCGCAACGUGCAUGGCCAUCCAGGUGCUGCUCGAGGUCUGGGCCAAGCUUGCGGGGCCCUUGUAAACUCUAGGGACAAGUCACGGCUCUCACGUUUUGGGGGACCAUUCAACCUCAAGGGCGGCGGGUGUGCCUCGACACAAACGUGAUCUUUGCAACACCCAAGUAUACAAUAAUAAUAUGGCUCCCACGUUAGUGAUGCGAUUCUACCAAUACUUCGUCGUGCCGUCGUUCCAGUGUUG